ACGCAACCGAUGAAAGCAUGUUAUCGAACCAAAAUAAGGAACUGCCAAAAUUAAUAGCCCCCCAAGCAGAUGAUUGGAAAUUCAAGAUUUCAUACAUAACAGUCGUUAUUGUGAGCUUCCUGCAUUUGUCCGCGAUAUACGGACUUUAUUUGAGCUUCACAUCAGCUUAUUGGGCCACAAUAACUUUUGACCUCAUCCUCCUGGAAGCCAGUAUGCUCGGCGUGUUGGCAGGAGCCCACCGCCUCUGGUCCCACAGGAGCUACAAAGCAACCCUCCCCCUGCAAACCAUCCUCAUGCUAUUCCAAUCAUCAGCCGGCCAGUACACCGCCCUCAACUGGGCCAAAGACCACCGGCUGCACCAUAAACAUAGCGACACUGAUGCAGACCCUCAUAACGCUGCGAGGGGUUUCUUCUUCUCUCAUAUGGGCUGGUUGCUGGUCCACAAGCACCCGGAGGUCAAGAGACGCGGGGCCAGCAUAGACUUGUCGGAUUUAAUGAGCAAUCCUGUGUUGAUGUUUCAAAAAAAAUACGGCAUCUACAUCAUCACCCUAUUCACUUACGUUCUCCCCACCCUCUGCCCGAUGUACCUCUGGGGGGAGACCUUCCACACUGCCUUCCAUGUCAACAUCCUCCGCACCAAGUUAUGUCUCAACUUCACCAGUCUCAUCAACAGUGCCUCCCACGCGAUCGGGAACAGACCUUAUGAUAAAGAAAUCCGAGCUACAGAAAACAUGGCUGUGACCCUAGCUACUCUUGGCGAAGGAUUCCAUAACUAUCAUCACGUGUUCCCGUGGGAUUAUAGGGCUACAGAACUAGUCAGUAAACUUAACUGGACCGCGGCGUUUAUAGAAUUCUUCGCGCGGAUCGGAUGGGCGUAUGAUUUGAAGACAGUGGAGAAUGGUAUGGUUGUCAAAAGAGCCAAGAGGUGUGGGGAUGGGACUUAUGAAAAAUCGGAAUUAAGAAGAAAGGCGGUUUUUAAACUUUUUAAGAAUGAAUAA
This is a messenger RNA of Cydia strobilella, 998 nucleotides long. RefSeq names its product acyl-CoA Delta(11) desaturase-like. The record is from RefSeq and is a predicted model, not a curated record. Gene Ontology annotation, cellular component: endoplasmic reticulum membrane. Gene Ontology annotation, biological process: unsaturated fatty acid biosynthetic process. NCBI's taxonomy places the organism in Eukaryota, Metazoa, Arthropoda, Insecta, Lepidoptera, Tortricidae. The coding region runs from base 18 to 998 and encodes 326 amino acids. The transcript is spliced from 3 exons. Gene Ontology annotation, molecular function: stearoyl-CoA 9-desaturase activity; iron ion binding.